Molecule: messenger RNA, 1212 nt
Organism: Colletotrichum phormii
Lineage: Eukaryota; Fungi; Ascomycota; Sordariomycetes; Glomerellales; Glomerellaceae
Product: O-methyltransferase
Exons: 4
Coding region: 1-1212 (403 amino acids)
Molecular function (GO): O-methyltransferase activity
Source: RefSeq, a predicted model, not a curated record
AUGACCGGUGACAACGGCGCUCAGAUCCGGGAGGAGGCCGCGGCAGCGACAGAAGAAGUCAACGCGGCCCUCCAGAGCUUCGUGACGAGUCCCGGGCCGUCCGGAGGUGACUUAGACAAGGGCCAACGGCGGCGCAUCAUUGAUGCGGCGAAUAAGCUCAUCAAUGCCGUCAAGGAUCCCGGUGAUGAGUGGUUUGAUGCCACGGCGCAGGUCGCGCAGCUGGGCGCGAACCGGCUCUUUUGGGAAUGGAAGGUCUAUGAUCACAUACCGACCGAAGGCAGUAUCUCAUACGGUGAACUGGCCAAGAAGGUCGACGCCGAUGUAUCUCUGAUACGACGAACUGGUGGUGUUCUCACAUCGAUGGGAAUUCUGCAACAAGUAGGCGACGACUCCGUCGCGCACACCAAGCGCUCUCGCAUCUACAUCGACGGUCACCCAGCGGGCCAAAUUGUCGGCAUGGCAUGGGAAAACGGCCUGGUACCGUACGUCCACAUGCCAGCCUACUUUGAAAAGUACGGCCGCAAGGAACCACAGACCCUCGACAACGUCCCCGGCACGUACGCGUACGGCGUGCCAGAGUACGGCUGGUACGAGAUGCUGCAACACGACCCGCCGCGGAUGCAGCGGUUCCUGCGCGCCAUGGGGCCGAUUGAGGAGAAGAUGCCCAUCUCGGGCAUCUACGACUUUGGCUGGGUUGUCGAGUACGCUCGUGAGAACAGCGACCGGCCGCUGUUUGUCGAUGUCGGCGCGGGGCGGGGCCAGUCUAUCAAGGCUAUUCAUCGCGAGAACCCCGGGCUUCCGUUGGAGAGGUGUGUGUUGCAGGAUCGUGCUGAGGUGGUUGAGGCUGUGAGGAAGCUUGAUGACGAGGAUAUGAGGUUGGUGCAGAAGCAGGUUAUUGAUUUCCACAAGGAGCAGCCUGUUAAAGGUGAGAGAACAAUGUCCUCCCUGGGCGUCAACAUGCUCCGCAUCAUCGCCGAGGCCAUGGCGGAGGACAGCCGGCUCCUGAUCCAGGAGGACGUGAUGGGGAACCCGCCGCACUACACCUCCACGAUGCUCGACUUCAUGAUGCUCACCUUUGGCGGCAAGCAGCGGUCGCUUGAGUGCUGGGCUGACAUUCUCGGGAGGGCUGGCCUCGCGAUCAAGAACGUGUCCAAGGGCCAGGGACCGUGGCGGCACCUUGCUGUGAUUGAGUGCGUCAAGGCCGAGAGGUGA